UAGAGAAGGAGCGCCGCCAGCCUUCAGGCUCCGAACAAACGGACAAGGUGACAGAAAGCCAACCGGGAGCGGGAUGGAGGCCGCCUAAAGUGGACCGCGGACAUGUGACGACCAACACCGACUGGAUAUUUGGGUUUUGGUAACCCCGCGCCUGUCUUUUGUGUGGACUCAUUUCUCGGUGGGGUUGUGUCGAACCGGAAUCCAGCAUGAACCCGGGAGAAGCGGCCGAGGAGGCGCUCAGCGACACCGACACUGAUGCCUUCUUCAAAACAGUGUCACAGAGGACUGAAGGCAUCAAGGCAUCUGAUGUUCUGCCCGUCUUGAAGGAGAAAGUGGCUUUUGUGUCUGGUGGACGGGACAAACGAGGAGGACCCAUCUUGACUUUCCCUGCACGCAGUAACCAUGACCGAAUAAAACAGGAGGACUUGAGAAGGCUGGUUACAUACCUGUCUACUGUUCCUAGUGAGGAUGUGUGCAAGAGAGGUUUCACUGUCAUCAUCGACAUGCGAGGCUCCAAGUGGGAGCUGAUCAAGCCUCUGUUGAAGACGCUGCAGGAGUUUUUCCCAGUCGAGAUCUGCGUGGCACUCAUCAUCAAACCUGACAACUUCUGGCAGAAGCAGAAGACCAACUUUGGCAGCGCAAAGUUCUCCUUUGAAACCAGCAUGGUGUCAGUGGAAGGUCUAGCCAAGUUGGUGGAUCCCUCGCAGCUGACAGACGACUUUGAAGGCUCCUUGGACUACAACCACGAGGAAUGGAUUGACCUGAGAGUCUCCUUGGAGGAGUUUAUGUCCAAUGCGGUUCAUCUGCUGACCCGACUGGAGGACUUGCAGGAGGUUUUGUCCAAGAAAGAAUUUCCUACAGAUGUUGAAGGAUCUCGUCGGCUAAUUGAGGAGCAUACACAGCUGAAAAAGAAGGUGCAGAAGGCUCCAGUGGAAGAGCUGGACCAGGAAGGCCAGCGCUUGCUGCAGUGUAUCCGAUGUAGUGACGGUUACUCAGGAAGAAGCUGCACCUCUGGCUCUGCUGACUUCCAGAGCCUUGUGCCCAAGGUGGCCAGUCUGCUAGACAAGCUCCACUCCACCAGGCAACAUCUCCACCAGAUGUGGCAUGUCCGGAAGCUUAAACUGGACCAGUGCUUCCAGCUACGACUCUUUGAGCAGGAUGCAGAGAAAAUGUUUGACUGGAUCAGCCACAACAAGGAGUUGUUUCUGCAGAGUCACACUGAGAUCGGUCGAGCAUACCAACAUGCUGCUGAGCUACAGACGCAACACAACCACUUUGCCAUGAACUCUAUGAAUGCUUACGUCAACAUCAACAGGAUCAUGGCUGUAGCGAGUCGGCUGGCAGAGGCGGGACACUACGCGUCCUCACAGAUUAAACAGAUCUCAAGUCAGCUGGAUUUGGACUGGAAAAGCUUCGCUGCUGCUCUCGAUGAACGCUCAACCAUCCUCGCCAUGUCUGCUGUUUUCCACCAGAAAGCGGAACAGUUCUUGUUGGAAGUGGAGGCGUGGUGCAAGGUCUGCAGUGAAGGGGGGCUCCCAACCGAGAUGCAAGAGUUGGAGCUGGCCAUCCACCGUCACCAGAGCCUCUACGAGCAGGUCACACAGGCCUACACGGAGGUGAGUCAGGAUGGAAAAGCUUUGCUGGAUGUCCUGCAAAGACCUCUCAGUCCCGGCAACUCAGAGUCACUAACGGCCACUGCCAACUACUCCAAAGCGGUUCAUUGCAUACUUGAUGUGGUCCAUGAAGUGCUCCACCACCAGCGUCGUCUGGAGAACAUUUGGCAGCACCGAAAGGUCCGACUGCACCAAAGACUGCAGCUGUGUGUGUUCCAGCAGGAUGUCCAGCAGGUGAUGGACUGGAUCGAAAACCAUGGUGAAGCUUUCCUGAGCAAGCACACUGGAGUGGGAAAGUCUCUUCAUCGAGCUCGAGCCCUGCAGAAACGCCAUGACGACUUUGAAGAGGUCGCACAGAACACAUACACUAAUGCAGACAAGUUGCUGGAAGCGGCUGAGCAACUGGCCCAGACGGGUGAGUGCGAUCCGGAGGAGAUCUACAAGGCGGCGCGUCACCUGGAGGUUCGAAUACAAGACUUUGUACGCCGCGUUGAGCACAGGAAGCUGCUGCUUGACAUGUCUGUGUCCUUCCACAUGCACACCAAAGAGCUGUGGUCGUGGAUGGAGGAGCUCCAGAAACAGCUGUUGGAUGAUGUGAGCUGCGACUCUGUAGAUUCUGUGCAGACACUAAUCCAGCAGUUCCAGCAGCAGCAGACAGCCACAUUGGACGCCACGCUCAAUGUCAUCAAGGAGGGUGAGGAGCUUAUGCAGCAGCUCAGAGAUGCAGCCAUGUCCACUAACAAGACGCCACAUUGCAGUUCCAUCGCUCACAUACAGGGGGUGCUGCAGCAGUUGGAUGAGGCUCAGGGCCAGAUGGAAGAACUGUUCCAUGAGCGAAAAAUCAAACUCGACAUCUUCCUCCAGCUACGCGUCUUCGAGCAAUACACCAUAGAGGUGACGGCUGAGUUAGACGCUUGGAACGAGGACCUGUCUCAUCAGCUGAACGAGGUCGGUCGCUCAAGCAGCAGCAGCACCAGCAGUGGCGGAAGCGGAGGGAGCAGCAGCUCCUUCUCUGGCAGCAUGGAGGACAUUGGCCUGGCUGAACAAAGGCUGAAGAGGCAUGCGGAGAGAAAAGCGGCCAUGAACAACAUGACCUAUGAAGUGAUGCAGCAGGGCCAGGACUUGCACCAGUACAUCAUGGAGGUGCAGGCCUCAGGCAUCGAGCUGACGGGGGAGAAGGACAUGGACUUGGCCUCUCAGGUCCAGGAACUGCUGGAGUUCCUGCACGAGAAGCAGCAGGAAGUGGAGCUCAGCGCCCAGCACACACAUGCUAGACUUGAGCAAAGCCUGCAACUGCGUCACUUGCAGGCUGAGGUCAAACAGGUGCUCGGAUGGAUCCGUAAUGGCGAGUCCAUGUUGAACGCCAGCAUGGUGAAUGCCAGCUCUUUGUCUGAGGCAGAACAGCUGCAGAGGGAGCAUGAACAGUUCCAGAUGGCGAUUGAGUCUCUCUUCCAUGCUAAUUCCCUCCAGAAGACCCAUCAGAGUGCUCUGCAAGUCCAGCAAAAAGCAGAGAUAAUGCUUCAGGCCGGCCACUAUGACCCAGAGGGCAUUCGCAGCUGCGCUGAGGAGGUGGCAGUCCACUGGCAGCAACUUAUGCUGAAGAUGGAGGACCGCCUUAAGCUCGUCAACGCCUCGGUGGCCUUCUACAAGACGUCCGAACAGGUUUGCAGCGUUUUGGAAAGCCUGGAGCAGGAAUACCGAAGGGACGAGGACUGGUGUGGAACUCAUGAAAAAGUGGGAACGGCGACUGAUUGUGACCACCUCGUGCCUCUAAUCAGCAAACACCUGGAACAGAAAGAAGCCUUCCUCAAAGCGUGCACACUGGCCCGGAGGAAUGCCGAGGUGUUCCUCAAGUACAUCCACAGGAACAACGUGAGCAUCCCAGGUGCUGCCAGUCAUGCCAGAGGACCGGAGCAGCAGGUCAAAGCUAUCCUGAAUGAGUUACUGCAGAGGGAGAACAGAGUCCUGCACUUCUGGACUCUGAAGAAGAGAAGACUGGACCAGUGUCAGCAGUACCUUGUCUUUGAACGCAGCGCCAAACAGGCUCUAGAAUGGAUCCAGGAGACGGGUGAGGUUUACCUGGCCACACACAUGUCAUCUGGUGACAGCAGCAAGGAAACGCAACAGCUCCUCAAUGACCAUCAUCACUUCAGACUCACUGCCAAGCAAACAAAAGAGAAGGUGAAGCUCCUCAUCCAGUUGGCCGACAACCUGGUAGAGAAAGGCCAUGUCCAUGUUUUGGAACUGAAGCGCUGGGUGAGCACUGUAGACCGCCGCUAUCGGGACUUCUCCUUGCGAAUGGCCAAGUACCAGGAGAGCCUGGAGAGGAGCCUGGGCGUCUCCUCCGAGGACAACAAGGACUUAGAGUUGGAUAUUAUUCCUGCUAGCUUGUCAGAUGACCCCGAGAUCAAACUGCGGGAGCCCAAUGAUGAGGUCAAUGAGGAGAAGAGGAAGUCAGCAAGGAAAAAAGAGUUCAUCAUGGCUGAGCUGCUGCAAACAGAAAAGUCCUACGUCAGAGAUCUCCAGGAAUGUCUGGAAACAUAUUUGUGCGAGAUGACGAGGGCCGGGGAUGAGACCCCACCUGCCAUUGCUAACAAGGAGCACAUCAUUUUCGGCAACAUGCAGGAGAUCUACGACUUCCACAACAAUAUUUUUCUGAAGGAGCUUGUCAACUAUGAGCAGCUGCCAGAAGAUGUGGGCCACUGCUUCGUCACCUGGGCUGAUAAAUUCCACAUUUAUGUGGAUUACUGCAAGAACAAACCAGACUCCAGUCAACUCAUCCUAGAGCAUGCCGGUACCUUUUUCGAUGACAUCCAGCAGCGACGCGGCCUGGCCAACUCCAUCUCAUCUUACCUCAUCAAACCGGUGCAAAGAAUCACCAAGUACCAGCUGCUCCUCAAGGAGUUGCUCUCAUGUUGUGAGGAGGGCAAAGGAGAGAUUAAAGAUGGUCUGGAGGUUAUGCUCAGUGUCCCCAAGAGAGCCAACGACGCCAUGCACCUCGCCAUGUUGGAAGGUUUUGAGGAAAACUUGGAGGUGCAAGGUGAGCUGAUCCUGCAAGACAGUUUCCAGGUUUGGGAUCCACGCUCACUGAUCCGAAAGGGACGUGACAGACAUCUCUUCCUGUUUGAGUUCUCUCUGGUCCUUAGCAAGGAGUUUAAAGACUCAGCAGGCAGGACCAAGUACCAGUACAAACACAGACUACUGACAUCAGAGUUGGGAGUGACGGAGCACAUUGAAGGCGACCCUUGUAAAUUUGCACUCUGGGCCGGGCGAACCCCCUCCUCGGACAAUAAAACCGUACUGAAGGAAAGUAGACGACGCAUACGCAGCAUGUAUGGUAAACAAUGUCGGGUAAAUUUCAUGGUUCUCAUGCAGGCUUCCAGUGUAGAAGCCAAACAGGAGUGGAUAAAGAACAUCCGGGAGGUGAUUCAGGAGAGAAUGACUCAUCUGAAAGGGGCCCUGAAGGAGCCUGUUCAGCUGCCCAAAACGGCAACACUCACCAAAUCCCGCAAUAAUGCCAAAAGGGGUGGAGGUGAGGACGGUGAUAGUCAGGGAGAUGGCAGCAGCCAACCGGACACCAUCUCCAUUGCAUCCAGAACUUCGCAGAACACAAUAGACAGUGACAAGCUCUCUGGUGGUUGCGAGCUGACAGUUGUCCUGCAGGACUUCACGGCAGGAUGUAGCAGUGAGAUAUCCGUCGGGACUGGACAGACGGUAGAGCUGCUGGAGAGGCCCAGCGAGCGACCCGGCUGGUGUCUGGUCCGGACCACCGACCACAGCCCGCCACAGGAGGGUCUUGUCCCCAGUUCUGCAUUGUGUGUGUCCCACUCGCGCUCCAGUGUGGAAAUGGACUGCUUCUUCAACUCAGGGAAAGAAAAUUAUCCUGUCAGCAGCUCCGAUGGGAAGACAGAGUCGGUGGCGAACCUCCAGCCGCAGCCGUCCCUCAGCUCACUGCACUCCAACUCGCCAGGACCCAAACGCUCUGGAAACACGCUCCGGAAAUGGCUGACCAAUCCUGUCAGACGCCUCAGUCAUGGCAGCUCGGUUAAGAAACCCCCCAAUAACAAACAGAAGAAGACUGGUCCCGUGGGAGGAAGAGAUGAAAGCCGGAAGGGACAGCCUGACCUUAACCCGCAGGAUGACAUCAUCGAUGAGCACAUCCUUGGCAAGGAUAGUAACCUGCUCUCCAAGACGCCAUCAGGCAUGCAGAGCGGCGGCGAGGAAGAGCAGGAUGAAGAGGCACACACACCUCUGCCUCCACCCAUGGAGAUCAUCAAGGACCCAUCGGCGCAGGAUGAGAAGACCUUAGAACCAGGAGCCCACUCGGUCUUUUCCUCACUCUCUCCUCCGGAACAAAGCACUCCAGUCCCACCCCGGGACCCCGAGCUGGAACAGAGAGCCAAAGCCAUGAGGGGGCGCAUGUUUGUUCUUAACGAGUUGAUACAGACAGAGAAGGACUAUGUCAAAGACUUGGGCAUCGUGGUUGAGGGUUUCAUGAAGAGGAUCGAGGAUAAAGGUGUUCUGGAUGACAUGAAAGGAAAAGAGAAGAUCGUCUUUGGGAACAUCCAUCAAAUCUUUGACUGGCACCGAGACUUCUUUGUGGGAGAGCUUGAAAAAUGUCUGGAUGACCACGAGCACCUUGCUGAACUCUUCAUCAAACAUGAGAGAAGACUCCACAUGUACGUGGUCUACUGUCAGAACAAACCCAAGUCUGAGUUCAUUGUGGCAGAAUACGACAAUUAUUUUGAUGGGGUCCAGCAGGACAUUCAGUCCCGGUUGACCAUUAGCGACUUCCUUAUCAAACCAAUCCAAAGAAUCACUAAAUACCAGCUGUUACUGAAGGAUUUCCUUAAGUACAGUUCUAAGGCGGGAAUGGACUGUGAACAAAUAGAGCAAGCAGUGGAUCUUAUGUCUCAGGUUCCCAAACUAUGCAACGACAUGAUGAACUUAGGUCGCCUGCAAGGAUACGAGGGCAAGCUAACCAGUCAAGGCAAGCUGCUGCAGCAGGAGACUUUCUUUGUGACCGAGCAAGAUGCCGGCGUCUUGUCGCGCUCCAAAGAACGGCGGGUGUUCCUGUUUGAGCAAAUUGUCAUCUUUAGUGAGCUGCUCAGGAAAGGCUCAUCCACGCCCGGAUACCAGUUCAAAAAGAGCAUCAAGGUGUCAUAUUUGGGUCUGGAGGAGAGCGUGGACAACGACCUGUGUAAGUUCGUCUUGUCGUGUCGGGGCUCGUCGGAGCGUUUCACCCUUCAGGCGGCCAAUGUUGACAUCAAGCAGGUCUGGAUCGGACAAAUCCAGGCGCUACUUGAUGCUCAAAGCAAUUUCUUGUCUGCACUCGUGUCUCCCAUCGAGUACCAACAGAAGCGCGCCGAAAGUUCAUCCCUAACCAGAAAUCGCUCAACCUCCAGCAAUCGCUCAACCACACCCUCUAAUAGCCGGCCCUCAUCGGCGGUUGGCCUCGGCGAAAAGGAAACCGAGAGAGGGCGGAGUCAGUUGACGACAUCCACCUCCAAUGGCGGCACACCGUGCUUCGACUCGAGGGAGAGCGGCAGCGGCUGCUGCAACGGCGCUUCGUCCACCAUGCGGGUCACUCAGGACUACUCGGCACUCAAAGAGAAUGAGAUAUGUGUCAGUCAGGGCGAGACGGUGCAGAUCUUGGCGAACAAUCAGCAGAACAUGUACCUCGUUUACCGGCCAGCCGACAGUCAGUCACCCGCUGCUGAGGGCUGGGUGCCGGGGCACGUCCUGGGCCCGUCCCACAAGCCCUUAAAAGACUCUUCCUCGGCCACAUCCUUCUCUGCAGCAGUGGCCAACACCACCAACAUCAAGAAGUCUCUGUCGUGGAACACGCUGCGCGCCAGGAAGCGUGCCGAAGCCAAGGAGGUAUCGGCAUUGGGGGUCAGAGGUCAGGUGAAUGGCCUCCUGCGUAAGACAAAAGAAACCACGCCCUCUCCCCCGCUGCUCGCCUCCCCUGUUACCAGGGUGAAGGGCAAAGAGAUUCACACUUCGGAUGAAUCUGACUGUGACGACGACCUCGACCCAAAGACUGGCAUGGAGCUUCUCAACCCUAACUUCAUCCAGGAAGUGGCUCCAGAGUUCCUGUUGCCGCUUUCGGAUGUGGUGUGUGCGUUCGGGGAGACGGUAGUCCUCUGCUGCAAAGUGUGUGGACGACCCAAACCGGCUGUCACACUGAAGGGCCCUGACCAGAACCUAGUGACCUGCAACAGGCGUUUCACCAUAGACAUCAGGGACACUGGCGACAUCUUGUUAAAGAUCUGUAACUUGAUGCCGCAGGACACUGGAAUCUACACUUGUGUCGCUAUCAACGACCACGGGUCGGCCUCCUCAUCCGCCUCCAUUAAAGUGCAAGGUAUCCCAGCAGCCCCUGGGAGACCCGUGGCUCAGGAGGCCAGCAGUACAGCAGUGAUGCUUCACUGGCCACCUCCGGCUUCUUCUGUUCACUGUGCAGUCAGUAGCUAUGCGGUGGAGUAUCGCCAGGAAGACUCGCUGCUAUGGCAUGAAGUGUCCAGCAGCAUGGAAGAGUGUGUUCAGAUCGACACCCUCAUCCCCGGCGGUCACUACCAGUUCAGAGUGCGAGCUUCCAACCGCUGGGGGCUUGGUCCGCCAUCUGAGCCCUCCAAUAUGGUUUCAUUGUCCAGCAGUUACUCUGCUUAUGACGGAACAGGAAUCCAGUGGAAAGAAAACUUUGAGUCGACAUUCUCUGAGAUUUAUGAAAUUGGAAGGGGACGUUUCUCAGUGGUGCGGAAAUGUCUCAACAAGUCCACAAAGAAAGAGGUGGCGGUGAAGUUUGUGAACAAAAAAAUGCAAAAGAAGGAGCGGGUGGCUCAUGAGGCUGACAUUCUUCAACAUGUGCACAACCACCAGCUGGUGUCACUGUUGGACACCUAUGAAUCUCCCACAUCACUGAUGCUGAUCCUGGAACUGUUGGAGGACGGUCGUCUUCUUGAGUACCUAGUCGCCCACGAUGAGUUGAUGGAGGAAAAGGUAGCCUUCUUUAUCCGAGAAAUACUGGAAGCUCUGCAGCACCUUCACACCUGCCGAGUUGCGCACCUGGACCUGAAGCCUGAGAACAUAAUGGUGGAUCUUCACUCUCCUACACCAUGCAUCAAGCUCAUUGACCUUGGAGAUGCUGUCCAGCUGUCAGCACAACGUCACUACAUCCAUUUGUUGCUGGGAAACCCGGAGUUCGCUGCACCCGAGCUCAUCUGCGGCACCCCGGUAUCUGUUGCCACUGACGUGUGGAGUGUCGGCGUCAUGGCUUACGUCAUGCUAAGUGGUGUGUCACCGUUUCUCGACGAAUCUCCCGAAGAAACUUGUGUCAACAUCUGCCGUCUUGACUUUUGCUUCCCGAACGAUUACUUCAGGGAUGUGAGUCAAGCAGCAAGGAAUUUCGUGUCCUCUGCGCUCCAACAGGAUUUGAGGAAGAGGCCGACCGCAAACUCCUGUUUGCAACACCCAUGGGUGGCCCGUGGAGGCGUUCACGGUGGGGAGUACUCCAAGAUACCUCUGGACACAACGCGAUUGGGCACGUUUAUUGAUCGAAGGAGACAACUUCAUGAUGUGCGUCCCAUCACAAACAUCAAGGGACUGGUUAGCAACAGUAUGGGAAACUCACUGUGAUGAAGAUGAGUGUUGGAACACUUGGUAGCAAUCUGAUAAAAGAUUGGAUUUAACUUGAAAUUUAUUUAUUAAUAUAUGGGGUACCUAAAUCAUGGAAGUGUCAACUAUUACCGGCCUUUCAAACAUCUCAGUACUUGAUAAUAUUGUCACUUAACUUUUCUUCUGUUUGGUUGUUGCAUUGUUUUAACAUUGAAGAUCUGCCAGGAGCCCAAAGAAUGCCUCAAUGUGUUUUUUUAAGAUGUUUGUUUCAAAGACACUGUGAAUGCUUUUGGAUCGAAGUUGUGUUUGGUCCUUGACCCUACUGAAUGAAUUAAAUUCAAGAUGCUUUGUUGCUUACCAACACUCUGGAAAAAAAAAGAUCAGCACGAACGUUGCACCAGUAUUUUUUUAGCUAGAGAAAUUGUGCCCAUCUGGUAAGUGUUGCCAUUCUCGGACAAAAGGAGAUGAUCUCCAACCCAGGUCUUUAAACCCGACUACAGUUGUUUACCUGAGGACAGCACGUUGGUCAGGGACACUCGGAUAUUACCUGGACAAGAAUGGAGACGUUUUCUAGACAGAGAAAUCAUCCACACUUGAGGACGACAGGGAGGAGGAGGAGAGCUUGUGUCCUUGAAGUGAUUUCACCUUUGGGCAAUUUGUUUGUGCCUAGGUUCAGUCAGCUGGAACUUUAAUGAACACCUUGGGUAAACCCCUGCCCAGUGCAAUUGUCCUUAUCUGAGUGAGUGGACAACUGGGAAGAGGCAAUCUUCAUCUCUGGUUUUCACAUAAAGACACCUAGCUGUUGCUCAGGAACACUCAGAAUAAUGUUUGAAUCAGUCUUCUGUCUUUAGUGGGAUAUUCCACACCUGAAAUGAGCACUCUUGUUCAAAAACAAAAGGUAAUAUAUAUUUUUUUUCUCUUGUCCUAACCUAACUAGCUGUUUCAUGUGAAGGUAAUAGGCUGUUGCUCAGGAACAUUUGAGUGGAAAUGUGAUCAGUAUUGAAGUCUCUCUCAAGUCUUCAGACUGCGCAAAGGGUCUCUUUGUGAGGAGAAUUUUGUCCCUCAAGGCGAAAAUGGUGCGCUGAUGUUGAUUGUGCCUCCUCAAAUCCACCUGCAUACAAUUAAACUAAAGACAAUGUACUGUUGCUCAAGGUCACUUGGACAGUAGUUGGAUCUCUGCCCUGAUAGCCAUAGUGGUCUGCUGACUCGCAGGUCAAACAAAGUGAGAGUGUUGUCACUUGUGAAAACGUUAUGCCAAAUUUCUAUUAUUUUACAUCACCCUUUACUUCCAUCAUGUAAUUGCUACCCAUGGUCUUCUUUCGUAUUUUGAACGAUCUUCAGGCAAGUGAAAGCUAGCGAAGAAACAGUGAUUCCCCAGAGUGGAACCUGAUCUGUCAAUGACAGCCAAGUCUUCAUAAAUAAAUUACAGUGCUAAUUGUGUUCAUUUUUUUUUAGCUUUAGCAAUGACAACAUUAGCUUUGGGUGGUAACCUUUAAAAAGAUAUAUGAUGCGUUGAGCUACUCUGAAAGUGGAAAACACAAAAGCAAAUUACUAAACACAUCGGCUGGUAAAAAAAAAAAAAAAUAAAAACCCCACCACCAAACAAGUAAUCACAAUGAAAAAUAUCUAAUGGAAUUAUAUAUAUAAUGUAUGCUGAUGUUUUGUUUUUUAUUUUACUUUAUUUAUUUAUUUUUGCUGUAUUGGUCCAUGUCGUCGAGCCGGGGAUGGCACAUUAGUACGUAAUUCAGUUGCAGCCACACUAAAUGAGUUGGAUAAUACAUCGUUUUUGCAGCGGCAUAUGAAGGAUUGUAUGCAGUUUGUCCAGUCGAAUUCUCUCCUGUAAGUCCCUGUGAAAAUCUGACACUCUUGAAUUAAAUUGAACCAAACCCUUUACUGACGCUACAAAGAAUGCAUUCUCAAUAAUGUUUCUCAGAUGGAAAGUUCAGUGGAUGUUUGCCCAAAAUAUGAACAACUUGGUGAACAUUUGUUCAUUGAAGUCAUUCAGGUGCAACAUUACUUAACCCUAACUCUAAUCCACAAUGGCAAGUCAAAAAACACAACACCAGAUAACUCACUGUAACAACCAAUGCCUAAACACUGCAGCAAAUGAAAAAUUUAAAUGAAAUGUAACUACCAGAAGAGGUAGACACUUGGCAGGGACAUAAGACUCAUCACUGAAAGGAAGAGAGGGAGAACUUGAUUGGACACAUUGACCAUGAAUUUAUUCCACACCUGUGGUAGUUUUAGAAAUAAGCAUUACGGGUGAUUCAAAUGUACUGUAUUAGCUGCAUGCAUCCAUCCAUCCAUGAUUUGAGACGCUUUUCCUCACAAUGGUAGCGGGAGUGCUGGAGCCUAUCCCACCUAUCUUCGGGCAUGAGGCAGGGUACACCCUGAAACGGUUACCGGCCAAUCACAGGCACAUAGAAACAACCAUACACACUCAUAUUCACACCUACGUGCAAUUUUGCAUCUUCAAUUAAUGCAUGUUUUUGGGAUGUGGGAGGAAACUGGAUUGCCCGGAGAAAACCCAUGCAGGCACGGGGGUAACGUAAACUCCGCACGGACAGGGCCGGGAUUUGAAACCCAGUCCUCAGAACAAUGAGGCAGACACUCUAACCAGUGAUCAACCAUGCUGCCGUAUUUGCUAUAAUGAAAAUGUAUUUUUACUCGGGAAAAACAGUAUGUAACCUAUCUUAUAUUGUGACUCUGUAUUGUGUUCUGGGUUACAUAACAACAGCAAAACUUUCUGCAUGGUUGACCAGCUCCUGUUACACAUAGAUACAUGAGUGGAAUGGAAGGAUUUUCUCAGGACAUUCAAAUAAGUAUCUGCCCAUGUGACAAUGCCUUUAAAGAGGUUGGGCUGCAAAGACAAUUUUUUUCCAAUGAAGUCGUCCCGUUCAUCCAAUCUGCGAUGAGUCAUCUCAUCCUCACCAAUGCUGUCUACUUUCCGGUGGCUUUUAAUAUCAUUAUGUUUAGUUUUUUCAAUUGCUGGGAUAUUUCACUUUCAGUUGUGUUUUGUUAUUUUUGUUUGUGACAAGUCUUUUGCUGUUGUUUUUGGUCAUUUGUUGUUGUGAUGAGUUAUCAUGUAACAUACAGAACGACUUAGAUCUUGAAAAAUCAAUGUUAACUGAUGGAAUUUUGAGCAUCAACAAAACAUUUGAAUGAGAAUGAAUUCCGGAUGGCGAUGGUCGAAUGCUCUUUGAAGCUCACUAACAAUUUCUACAGAAAAAAACUACUAAAACUUUGCAUUAGUAGCAUAACUUUUACGCUUGAACAGGAAAAAUAGUUUUGGGAAUUUUUUGGGAAAAUAAAAUAUUAUAUUAUUUGCUGUGUUGUAAUUAGUUAAUUGCUUUUGUGUAUUGCAGUUGUGUUUUGUGAUCUGCUGUUAUCAGUUUUUGAGAUUACUUAUUUGUGAUUUUGCAUUUGCUAUUUGUUUACUUAUUUUUCAUUAUGUUUACUUAUUGGCUGUUGUGUUUUGCACUUCAGGGUCGUCAUGCAUCCCUUAGUUUAAUAUUUUCAUUCUGAGCAUUUUCUCUAUGUCCAAACUUACCACUCUCACAGAUUUAUUCGUUUGAUUGUUAUGUGUACAUAAUACAUGCCACAUUGCUCACAUUUUAUUUAAGGUCACUGCUCUGGCCAAAAGUGAAUGAAGGACUUUUUGGGGUGGCAAAAUUCAAAUAAGUUGACCACAUUUACAACUAGACAAGAGUAAUUUGACAUGGUUGGGGUUUCAUCCAUUUGUGGAUGAAAAUCCCAAUGCAUGUGAAAAUUUAUAUGCAGUGUUCAUCUAACCAUGCAUAAAGAAUGUUAUAAUAAGGGUAAGUCUGUUAUUAAAUCCAAUUGUAAUGACAAUAUGUGAAUGGGAUUUUGGAGUGCUGAUAUUAUUUCCUCCAUGUAUGUAUAAAGUUUUGAUGCAUUAGAUCAAUAAUUGUUAUUCAACACAUCUGUUGUGGCCAUAUUUAAGGUUUGGAUUCUAUGGUCUUGAUGGACUAAAUGCACUAUGAGCAUUGAAUGUUGCUAUUGUCUACGGUUUUCUGAAUAUUUAUUUACAUUGAUGUUGGGGUUGGUGUCAAGUUUUCAAGCAUGAGUUUGACCCAUCCAAUCUGGGCUCACAUGACAUGACAAAAACUAGUUCACAGAGACAGGCAGAACUGAACUUCACUUUGAACUUUGGGAUUCAGGCAGAGGUCGAGAGAUUCCCUGAUCCAGAUAUCAAGCUGAGUCCUGGAAGUAAUGUGAACACGAGAAAGCCACUAUGGAUACUUUAGUUUUUAGGUUCAAUGUUUACAACUACUCAAAUGUGUGGUGUUUUACAGUAUGUAGUUUACCGAAUUGUAGAAUCAGGGCCACUGCAUGUCAAAUCACAGAUAAUUUUUGAAAAACCUGAAUGUAUAACAUCUCAAUGGUGUGAAAAUAUGUUCCCACAGUAACUUUGUGCUUUUAAUCUACCAGUGUCCAAAGGCUUAUAUGUAUUUACCAUCUGAAUGUAAUUCUGUUGGUAAUUUAGUAGUUCUCAUAGCUUACCCAAGGCUCUGUUCUGUGACAAUGGACCAUUUAGAAUGGUCCUUUGAUUGACUUGCAAACCAUUCAGGGUUAUUCACUUUUCGUGCCAUGUCAGGAACAUAGAACCCAUUAUACUAAUGAUAAUUUCCUUACGACUUUUUCCGUUUGUGGUCGCCUUUUCCAUGUGCACCUAUCUCUUGUAUCCUAACCCCAACUGCCCUAAUGUCUUUCCUCACAACAUCCAUCAACCUUUCUCUUUGGUCUUCCUCUCGCUCUUUUCCCUGGCAGCUCCAUCCUCAGCACCCUUCUACCAAUGUCCUCAGUCUCUCGUCUCUGACCAUGUCCAAACCAUCUAAGUCUGCUCUCUUGAACCUUGUCUCCAAAACCUCCAACUUUGGCUAUCCCUCUAAUGAGCUCAAUUCUAAUCCUAUCCAACCUCCUCACUCCAAGUGAGAACCUCAACAUCUUUAUUUCUGCCACCUCCAGCUCUGAUUCCAUUUGUCUCUUCUGUGCCACUUUCUCUAGUAUGUACAUCCUGGCUGGCCACUGAUAAACUUUGCCCUUCAUCCCAACAGAGACUCUUAUCCACCAAUUCCAACGUGCUUGGACUCAUUUCUUCACUUCCUUACCACAUUCACCAUUGCUCUGGACUAUUAACACGAGUAUUUAAACUCCUCCACUAUCGCUAUCUAUUCUCCAUGUUGCAUCACUCUUCCCCUCCAUUCCUCUCAUUUGUGCACAUCCAUUGUUUUACUUCGGCUAAUUGGUUUAUUGCUCUGCUUUCAAAUACACGCUUCCAUCUUUCUACCUGCUCCUCCAUGCUUUUACUGCAGAUCACACUGUCACCUGCAGAAAUCAUGGUCCACGGGGAUUCCAGUCUAACCUCAUCUCUCGUCCUAUCCAUUAUCACUGCUAAGAGGAAGGGGCUCAGGGCUGAUCCCUGAUGCAGUCCCACUUCCACCUUGAAACUCAAACUCUUCUGUCACAUCGAUAGCACACCUCACCACUGUUCUGCUGUCCCCAUACAUGUCUACAUAUUUAUCUGCCACUCUGGACCUCAGCAUGCAGUACCUCUGUUCUUCUGUAGGUACUCUGUAAUAGGCUUUCUCUAUAUCUACAAAGAAGUAAUGUAGCUCCUUGUAACUUUUGCUGUACUUCUCUAUUAACACCCUCAGGAAAGUAUUUCAUCUGUGGUACUUUUCCUAGGCAUUAAACCAUACUAUUUAUUGCAAGUGCUCAUGUCUGUCCUGAGUGUUGACUACACUACUCAUUCCAAUAACUUUAUUGUGUGAUUAAUCAACUUUACUCCUCUGUAGUUUCCACUGCUCUGCACAUCACUCUUGUUCUUAAAAAUGGACCCUCCCAUACGUUUCCUCCAUUCCCGAGGGAUUUUUUUCACCCACUAAAAUUCUGUUGAAAAAAACGUUCAAAAACUGCACAUCCACAUCUCCUAGAUGCUCCUCUCAUCGGGACCAACUGCUUUUCAAUUUUACAUCCUCUUCAGGGCCUUUCAAACUUACGAAUCAUUGCAACGUCCUAGUCCACCACACUUUCCUCUUCUACUCUUCAUUCUCUCUCAUUUCCUUCAUUCAUAAACUCCUCAAUAUAUUCAUUCCGUCUAUCCAGCACACUGCUGGGACUAGUCAAUACAUUUCCAUCUUUAUCCUUGAUCAUCCUAAACUGGUGCGGAUCCACAACUCUCUAUCCCUCUUGUCUGGACAAUCUGUAUAGAACUUUCCCCCAUUCUUUUGUGUCUAACCUGACACAUACCGCAUGUCAUCCCAGGCCUCUUUUUUUGGCCUUUUCCAUCUCUGCCUUCGCUCUCUGUCACAUAUCCAUGUAUUCUUGUCUCCUAUCCUCAGUCCUCCGUGUGACACUUCUUCUUAGCUAGCCUCUUUCCUUGUAUAAUUUCCUGUACUUUGAGGUUCCACCAUUAAGUCUCCUUUUUCCUUUUCCUACUAGAAGAUACAGCAACUAUUCUCCUGCCUGUCCCUCUGAACAAUUUGGCUGUAAUGGCCCAAUCUUCUGAAAGCUCCUCCUCUCCACCGAGAACCUGGGUCACCUCUUUUUGAAAAGCCACACCAGACUCUUUAUUUUUCAUCUUACAGCACUUGUUUCUCUGCUUUGCCUUUAUCUUCUUAAUUUUCCUACCCACCACCAGAGUCAUCCUACAUACCACCAUCCUAUGCUGUCCAACCAUAUUCUCCCCUACCACACUACCUUACACUCAGUAACCUCUUUCAGAUGACAUCAUUGAACAAAAGUUAUUCCACCUGCAUUGUUCUACCUCUGAUCUUUUAGGUGACCCUAUGUUCCUGAAUCUUCUGGAAGAAAGUUUUCACUACAGCCACUUCCAUCCUUUUUGCCACUACCACUAUCUGUCCCUCGAAGUUCCUUUCCUGAUUGGUGAACUUACUCGUCAGUUCUUCAUCAACCUUGUUUAUUUCACUAAUGUGUCUAUUACAAUCUGCACCACUUUUGACUCUCUGUCUUGGAUGCUCACAACUACUUUGUCACUUCCUUAUUUUCUCUUUCACCUCCUGGUUACAUCCUGUAACACAUAUCCAUUAUUUACAUUGUACAGUACAUAACACCCUCAGUUUCAAGUUUCAGCCUCAUCACUUGAUGUGACACUCAUUUUCAUUUCGAAUAGAUUUUUAGCUAGCUCUUCUUUUUAAAUAACUUAUAUUCCAUUCCUCUUCCCAUCUAUAUACUCUAAUAGUAAAAUAAAUGUAACUCUGGCCCUAAGCUUCUCGCCUUACUCUUUCCACCUUUUCUGAAACGGAAUCAUGUAUGUCAAUCUUUGUCUUCAUCAUCAUGCAAUCAGACUUUCAAGCUUUUCCUCUCAACAUUCAAAGUGCCCACAUUCAGUUCUAGACUUUGUGUUUUUCUUAACUCUUUCUGCUGAAGAACACGCUCUCCACCUCUCCUUAACCUUUCAUCCGCAGUAUCUGAUUUUUCAAUGAAGGUCUGUAGGUUAACAGUGCUGGUGGCAAACGUUAACCUGGUCCCCGACCGAUCUGGAUUGGAGUUCUUUGAGUAACACUCAAAUUUGUUAGGUUAGUUUUACACGAGACAUCUCCUCUGAGGUAACCCUUGGGACCAGACAACAAUUUGCACUGGCUUGUGUCCUUCAUAGGAACAUAACAGAUUAUAUAGAUGUAUACAAAUUUUAUACACAAUCGUAAGCAUUUACUUCAUAGCAGGGGGCGCCUUUGUUGGCCUUAAAACAAUUGUGUUUUGCAUCAAAUUUCUGAAUUUGAAUUGCAACAAAGUCUAAACCCAAACCUCCCUUCUCAUCAAAAACCUGCUGACCUGAGCAGUGAAUUCUGAUGAUGUUCACACAUAUAAUCCACGCUAUUGUUCGUCAUGUUGCCCAAUGAAGCGACCCAUG
Molecule: messenger RNA, 17127 nt
Organism: Syngnathoides biaculeatus (alligator pipefish)
Lineage: Eukaryota; Metazoa; Chordata; Actinopteri; Syngnathiformes; Syngnathidae
Gene: kalrna
Product: kalirin RhoGEF kinase a
Exons: 66
Coding region: 207-9251 (3014 amino acids)
Biological process (GO): protein phosphorylation
Cellular component (GO): cytoplasm
Molecular function (GO): guanyl-nucleotide exchange factor activity; protein kinase activity; protein binding
Source: RefSeq, a predicted model, not a curated record